GGCAGUCGCACGCGACGGACACGCAGCUCACAGCGCACGCGCCACGUACCUCGGACCUCAUCGCUAGCAGUUACAGGGUUAGAACGCUCCAUUCGCCCAGGCCUACCGAGUGCACCCCCGGCGAGCAGUCCCCCAGGUUCCUGAGCCGACCACCCGCUUCCUGUCAUCGAGCGUCGCAGCGGAACGCGAUGCUCCGAUCGUGACGGCCGAAUCGCUGACGACGCGAGAGCACGCCGCCAAGCAGCAUGCGGUCAGGGGAGGUGUUCGCCUGUUCGCCGGACGACGCGGUGGACUGCGACAGCGUCAGCGUCGACGUGGGCGGCGCCGUCUGGCCGGACGACGAUGAGGAGCUGGAGCUGGACGUCGAGCUGGAGGUGGACGACGCCUCCAUGGAGUCCGGCGGCAAGCGCGGCAAGAUGCGCCAAGAUUCGUGGGACAGCUCCGGAUCGGAAGGGGGCCCCUCGUCCCGCAAGCAGACACCUCGGCCCCGUCGCAAGGGCAGCCUCGGCAGCAGUGGAGGCGGCGGGGGCGGCGGCGGCGGCGGCGGGGGCGGCACAGGUGGCGGCCGGCGGCGCAAGUCGGGCAUUUCCGCCAGGGAACGUAACCUGCGCAGGCUCGAAAGCAACGAGCGAGAGCGCAUGCGCAUGCACUCGCUCAACGACGCCUUCGAGCAAUUACGGGAAGUCAUACCACACGUAAAGAUGGAGAGGAAAUUAUCGAAGAUUGAAACGCUGACCUUAGCCAAAAACUACAUAAUGGCGUUAACCAACGUCAUCUGCGAGAUGCGGGGCGAAGAGAAACCUUACACGUUCUUCGACGUCGAAUGUGCCUCAAACGAGAGCACCAACGGCAACAACAGCGCCGGAGAGCCGGAAGACAUGGAGCCCAACAACAACUCGCUCUACCAGGAGAACCUGGAGCCCGUGUCCGCGCUGUGACGCCGCCGGCCGCGCACCGCCCCUCCACGCAGUCCAUAGUUACCGGCACGCUGGCCCGGCCGCCUGCCACCGCCGCACGCACCUGCCAGAGCUGGCCCACAACCCAAGUGCCUUACUGUUAACGUGCUCAUACUCAACAUUCCAGCUCCAAGACUGUGAUUCACAGAAGUGCAAACAAACUAGAAGUCAGUGGAUUAAGUGUUUUUUUUUUUUUAAGUGUUUGCAUUGUUAACCGCAAACUUCUCUUCUAGAAGCAGCUGAGUGCGCGAGUUUUAAACUGUGGUGUGCUGUGUUUCGGUAGCAACGAACCUUUUCGAAGCAUCAGCAGCACCAGAAGGAGUUGUGUGAAUUUUCGCACUCUUUACGGAGACCUGUAUCGAGGAAAAUGUGCUCACAGAAACUAUGCUAGAAAUAAGAAUAGUCUUUAGUUAUUAUAAGAAAGUUUAAUGUUCUUUACCUACAUUGGGUACAUGAAUAUUUUUAUAUACGUGAUACUUAAUACUUGGUACAUUAUAUUAAUGACUUUGUAUUAGCUCUUCUCAGCAACUCCAACAUCAAUUGAGUAGCUAUUGUACAAUCGUGUAAGAUCUACAGGGUGCGAUUUGAAGGUGAUGAAUGAAAUACUUAUUACUAUUCCGCUUACAAGUUAGCGGUGGAAUAUUGUAUAAAGCAGAUAAACUCGUAAUUUAAUAUAAUCCUGCCAUGAGAAAUGUAUAAAUCAUAGUGUAUGUGUCCUUCUGUGUAAGAGAUCAUAGUAUGCUAACAAACAAAAUGUGUUAUGGAAACAAGGGGAAGUCAUUAACGCCCUGCUACUUGAUCUGCAGAUCAGUACCUUCACUUUUCAGAAAUGACAAAGUGUGUAAAAAAUCAAGUUACCGCAAAUGCUGAUGCAGAAUAUGUCGUCAGAAAGGCACUGUACCUUCUUCGAUCACACGUAAAAUCCAUCCAUAUGUGGUGCCAAACCAAACGUGAUUUUUUCUCAUUAAAACUGAAUUCAUACAGUU
Molecule: messenger RNA, 1942 nt
Organism: Schistocerca nitens (vagrant locust)
Lineage: Eukaryota; Metazoa; Arthropoda; Insecta; Orthoptera; Acrididae
Product: protein dimmed-like
Exons: 5
Coding region: 246-938 (230 amino acids)
Molecular function (GO): protein dimerization activity
Source: RefSeq, a predicted model, not a curated record